Molecule: messenger RNA, 567 nt
Organism: Penicillium crustosum
Lineage: Eukaryota; Fungi; Ascomycota; Eurotiomycetes; Eurotiales; Aspergillaceae
Exons: 4
Coding region: 1-567 (188 amino acids)
Cellular component (GO): plasma membrane
Molecular function (GO): acetate transmembrane transporter activity
Source: RefSeq, a predicted model, not a curated record
AUGACUCAAGCCUCCGAUUCGAGUAAAGCUGAGACCAUGUCCAACUUUGCCAACGACGUUCAGCAUGCUGAAUGUGGAGAUGUUACAUCUCCUUCUGCCUUUGAGAGAACCAGGUCUACAGGCAGUAUUAUGAUAUCUCCGGAACUUUUUGAGAAGCUUUAUUUGAAUCCGAAAACUCCAGUUGCUGGGAACCUUCGGAGUAUCAUUGGCAAUCCAACCCCGAUAGCCAUCACCGGCUUCGUCAUGGCCUUGACCCCUCUAUGCUUUUGCCUGAUGGGCUGGAGAGGAGCCGGUAAUAAUGGGGCCGCUCACAUUGGGGCGUACAUUUUUUUCGGGGGAAUUCUGUUACUUGUUGGUGGGUUGCUAGAGUGUAUUAUAGGUAACACCUUUUCAUCCGUGGUGUUCAUGUCCUUUGCAUGCUUUUACCUUACCCUCGCCGCGACUAUACAGCCCUUGUAUAAUGCAUAUGCACCCUAUUCACCGUCGCCUAGUGAUCCAACUGCAGGCUUACAGUCGGAGGGCUUCAAUGCCAGCUUUGGUUCGUCAACUACAUCGCUUUUCUUUUGA